UAAAAAUUAAAAUUAACUAUAUUUAAUGCACAAAAAUGGGCAAGCGAAAAUUUAACAGUGAUAAGGAUAAUUCACCUAAAAAGGCAAAGACUAGUGUAUCUGAAAGUACAGAAAACGUUGACGAAGUACAACCUCAAAAUGAGGCUGAAGAUUCGGAUAAUAAACAAAGUUUUACUUCCAAAAGAGAUGGAGGUUUCGAUGUUAAAUAUUUCCGCAAAGAGCUUGCCGCUAAGCAGGGGCAGACAAUGGCUCUCACACAAUUCCUGCAAGUGUGCCUGAAUCCAGAUAGCCCUACUGACUACUUGCUGGAGUACCUCAAGUGUGGAGGCAACUCUCAUGAAAUACUUCGGCAGAUCACUCCGGACAGUAAGAAAAACCUCACUCUAGCCACUCCAGCGUUCCACAUCUUUCACCUUAUUAUUGUAAAGGUACAGUCCUCCCUCCCCCACAUGAUUACCAUCACGGAGGAAGCUUGCCGCUACUUCCUCAACACAUUCAUGUCAACCAUUGAGAUUAUGAUAAGUGAGAGCUCAGGACCUCGCCACAGGAAAGUAGUUCUUAAACUGUUGACAUCAAUGGUCACUUUAAAUUCAGAUCUAGGAGUGGAAGUGCUGAACCAGGCACCGUUAACUCCUAAACAUUUGCAGCAUGUGGUUGAGAAGCCAAACUUUAAAGAAAAGGAUAAUGUGAGAACAUCAUUUGUUCACUUCAUGACAUCAUUCUUGAUCGAGGGUCACUUACCUUUGAUAAAAGCUCUGUUAGAGAAGCAAGGCUUGUUAGCUCUGGUUAUACCAGGGUUGAUAAAUGAUGAACCAGAAGCUGUAUUAAUCUUCUUGAAUAUUCUAAAAAAGAAUGUAGUGGAUAAUGCAUUGAUUUCAAAAAGUCUCAAAUUGAAGACUUUCAGUCAUCAAGUUCUACACAAUUUGUUUAAAAUAUUCUCAUGGAAGGGCCCUACAGAGAUAAGCCAGGAAGUCAAAAAUGAGUUGCGCCCUGAGAUCAUGAAUUUAUUGAGUGAUAUUAUUCUGACAUUAUUUACUUCACACAAAACAGGUCUUUAUUUUAUUGAUAACUCACUAGGAACUGUAGAUGCACAUAAGAAUCAGAAUCUGUACAAAGCCCUGUUAACACUGAAGAGACCUUGGGAGAAUGAACACGAAUGUGAAGUUAUUUUAAAUAUUAUCUACAAAUGUCCAGAUUUACACAGAGCUAUAUUCAGUGUGAUUGAACAGAGCUUUGAUCCUCAACAUUCCCCAAUAUGGGAAAGAACUGUAGAUUUUACCAUCAAGCUGUUAAACAAGUUAAGACCAGAAGAAAUGGUAUCAAGAAUGAAUCAACUUAACCCAAUUCAAAUUGCAAAUUUUGUGAGGUUCAUAACUCUACCAGUUCCAUUGUUAAAGUUCAUUCAUAUAAACUUGGGUAAAGAUCAGACAGUGUCUCUGUACUGUGUGAAGGUGCUAGUCAAAAUGUUGCAGGCGCUUAAGAGAUACUUACAGAUUUUGGAGGCAAAAGAUAUAGCACAGAUAACUGAUUUACAAAACAAGUUGGAGUAUUUCAUUCCUAAGCACUUGCCCACUCCGGCUGCUAUAGUAAUGCUAAUAGAAAAUGUGACAUCUGGCAAGACUGAUGCAGAAAACACUAAGGAUUAUAGACUUCCCAAAAUAAAUGACACAGAUGCACUUAUAGCUCUUGUAGAUUUACUGUUGCUUUAUAAUGACAUCCAUCCAACGUAUUUUGAAACUUUAGAAGGCAGUAUAGACAUGAAGAAAAUACUAGAUUUCUCUAAAACAUUGGAGAGUGGUCAUGUAGCGCUAUUGAAGUUCAAAGUUGUGUCUCUUUGGCUAACUCUAGACAGCUCUGCAAUAUCUCUGAAAAACCCAAUGUUUAAAGAACUAUUUCUUAUAAUGUUAGAUGUUUACAUGAGUGAAGAUGACGAUACAUGGAUUGAAGCUAAAGAUACGUUGCGCAUUUUCUUUAAAAACACAUCUAUAUUUGAAGGAGAUGAAGAUGAGAUACAUUUAAUUUUGUACACAUUGAGAAACGCAAAAGUAAAUCCGUCAUCCCUGAUCGGCGAUAUUGUGGAAUAUGUGCUCGAAAAUAUCACAGACUUGACAGAAUAUGUAAGAAAUCAAUUGGUACACUUUGAGAUUUCGUCAGAAAACACGCAAGAUAGUUUGGAAAAGUUGUUUAAUGAUUUGAUGGAGAAUAAAAACACAGAAGACAACGUAUUUUUGGAAAGCAAGAUGCCGUCGCCUUUCAUUGUAGGAUGCAUGCAGUAUUUACAGCUACACAAGGAUGCUAAGAAGAGUCUCAAACAUUUUCUGUCACUAUACAUAGCUAAUUUACUUCAUAGUAACUAUUCUCCUGAGUUGACUGAAGUUUUAAUAGGUGAUUGUAAACUAGAUGCUAGGAACUAUGUCGCAAGUUGGACUGGAGAGCCUGUCUCACUCUCAGACACCAUUGUGGGAAAAGAUAACGUUCUGAAGACGAUAGCCAAUACCAUAAUAGAUGGUGAAAAUGUUUCCUUGAAGGAUGUAUUUCCCUAUUUAGAAGAGGUCACUGAGGACGGUGACUUUAUUGUUGAUAAUGUUCAAUAUAAGAUCGAUGCCACGAAGACAGUCGAUAGUUCAGAAAUGUUGAUAUGGGCUAAAUAUUUGAUAUACUGCACGAUAAGAUUAACAAACAUGGGGCAGUUGAAUGAGGAGAAACAGGAAAAAAUUGCGCAGUACUUCCAAACCAUAAUAGAAAUUGGUAAGAAGCAUCUAUACGUGGACAUAUGUCGGUCAAUAAUCUUAACGCUCUGCAAAAAUCCACAGUUCCUGAAGAUUUACAAACCUCUUAACGUUGGAAAAGAUCCAUCAAGUUUGCUCGCUACAGAAUUUCUGUUACAAGUUUUCAAGCAACAAAAAGACAUCAUAAGCUAUUUAAAUACCAAACACAAAAUAUUGAAGUCUUAUCAACAAAAGAAUUAUAAUGAAAUCGUGAAAGCGUUUAUUAAAAUUAAUAAAAGGAAAAACGUGGAUAGUCAAUAUACGAUCCAUGUUUUAGAAGUGGUGGGAUUGUCCAAUGAAGAUGAUAUAAAGCUAUUCAAUCUUAUCUUUGCUGCAGAGGUAGAUUCAUGCUUGCGAGAUGACAAAGAGCCAAGCUUAGUACUAGAAUUACUGAGGUAUUUGAUAGAGAAGUACUCUGAAACAAUUAGCUUGGAGUUGCACCAGAAUGUUUUGAAAAAGACUGUUUUUCUCUACACGAAUUUACUUUCGAACAAAGAAGUGAAUCCUAAUCUUACGAAUCUGGAGAGUGCCUUAACAAAAUAUUUUGAGAAUAAACCGCAUCAAGCCCUACGCGUUGUUGAGGACGAUUUCAAAAAGUUCUUCUAUUGCAAUAAUAUAAGAAAAUCAACUGCUAAUCUUGCAGCUAUCUUGUUGAAGUUUAACGUUAAGUUCUGCAACAUUUUUAAAGAAGAAAUUUCUAGACCCGAAAUAUUAGCUCAAAGAGAAUUAACUUUGCCUUUAGGUAAUGCUAUUGUUAACCAUAAUCAAUUCUUGCUGGACAAUAAAGAAUUCUUAGUGACUGUAUACAAUGAAUAUAAAUCUAACAUCAUAAAGAUGCUAGAAAAGCCUCAUAAGGCAGGACAGAUUUACGUGUCAUGCUGGCAAUUUAUAAGAAAGUUGUUAGUAGAAUGCAUGGACGUGCCAGACUGCCUGAAAUUGUUCAAUAAAAGCCACAAGUUUGAAGCAGUGGAGUGCAGCCACGUACAGAUACUACAAAGUGCAUUUCUUAAGGUUUGCGAAAAUUUUGCUAAGAAAGAAAAUCUUAUUAACUACUUGUUGUCCAUGUUAAACUUGACCACUAUAGCACUAAAAGAAACGAAAGAUGACGCGUUAAAUGAAAUUGUUGCGAGUGUACACACAGUUGUACAAGCCUGCAAAGUGAGUGAUGGACUGGAUAUCGAAAACAAAGAUGAUUUCAAACAAAUGAUAGAGGGCGCAGUGUGGCAGAACUUCUGUAAGGCUACAUUAAAGGAUUCGUUAAAAGUGAAAACAGCUGAUCAGGGCUACACAAUAGGACCUAAACUUCUCGCUUUGCUCACCGAACUAGUCAAACUGUUGUAUCCGGAUAGUCACGAUGAUAUAGUUACACUAUUCGACAUGGUGACAUCUCAUUCAGAGUUUUUGAACGUAAUGCUGAGUUUGCACAGCUGUGACAUUAAAUCGAGGCUAAUCGAAUUUCUGUACACACUCAUAUUGAAGAACAAAUCAGUGAUGAAAACGCAGCAUAUUCCUGUAUAUUUGAGUGCGUAUCAUGCUACGAGAAGUCCAUGUGACAGGCUUAUUGUGGCCAUUUUAUAUUUCUAUGAAACGAAUGGUCAGCCGGUUAACGAGUACAAGCCGUACGUGUGGGGUGACUCUGCUGCUAACUACUACGCUGUCCGUAAGAACAGGUCUUCAUCCUUAUGGUCGCACCCAACACCUAACCAAGUCCUGAAUCUAUUUGACAAAGAAGUAAUAGAUCGCACCGUGAGAAACUUCCCCGUCACACAGAAAUUCGAAUACCAUUAUGAGUUGAAUCCAAACAUCGGCGUGGCUAGUGACGUCACGGAUUCAGUAAGAUCUGUGCUAAAUGAGAUGUUUGAAGAUGGGGUGCUGAAGCCUUAUGUUUCGAAAGAUGGUUCGGGGGUUGUAAGGAAUUUGGCCGUGAAAGGGAAAUACGAGGAGAUUAUAUCAAAGUAUGUAGGAGGAGAUUUGUUGCAUACUUCGAACGUGGAUGAAGACGAAGGGAUAUAUGAUCCUUUGUUCGUGUUUCCCCUGUUGGGUCACUUGCUGGCGCCCGGGUCCGUGGCGUCGUGCUUCAAGCUGCUCCGGAGCGGGCUGCUGUCAGUGCCCGUGAUGGCGCUGAGCUCCCAGUGCCCCAACAUGAGGGCGGCGGCCUACCACGUGCUGUAUCGCUUCUGUAUGCUGCUGGAGACUGAAACGCGACACAAAAACGACAAGCUGUUCCUGACGGACUUCAUAAACACGUUGCGUCGCAGUCUCUCGUCUGCCGUAGACUUUUUGCAAGACUUCGACGGCCAAAGUCUGAAGAACCCAAAGCUACCCGCCAUUGACGCUCUGUACCUCGCCAGGGCUCUCAUGGUGUCUACCGCACCCUUCGACCCUUUGUACAAACCAGUUAAUAAUUUCCUGAUAGCCAAGAAUUUCGUAGAUUGCAGCCUGGUCCCAGAUUUCCUUAGCCUCUUCCACGAUAGCGAUGUGGAGUCUAUUGAGAGAAGGCUCUGGAUACUAGAUAUCAUCAGGGAUGGAACCAAGACUAUGACAGAUAUCGACGUAGUGUACAAAACUAUGUGCUUGAAGAUGAUCAUGGAUUUCUACUCUUCAGUUUUGAGUGAUAAGAAGAUUAAGGAGAGAAUCUUAGGCGUGUUAAGUUCAAUUGUAGCUGUACCGAGAGCUUUUGAGAUAUUGGUCGAAGGAUACGGACUGCUCUCGUGGCUCCACUCCGUCGUUCGUCAGACUAAUGACAGGCUGUUAAUUAAAGGAAUUUUUGGCCUCAUCAACAACAUGAUAUACAGCAUGAACAUCGCAGCUUUCUCCAGAAACAUCGCGGCGAAAAAUGGAAAAGUAAACGAUUUUAUAGAACUGAGGACAAAUAAAGAUGUGGAACAAGAAAUCUUAGUCAUACUUUAUGAUUUGUUGAAACAUUUGAAUGAUUUAGAAGUUGAAGAUGCUGCCGAUUACGUCAAGAUAUGCAGACUUAUGUCUAAGAGGACUAUAAAAAGUUUAUCGAAGAAACAAAUGUUGAGUUUAGUUAAUAAAGUAGGCGUGUAUUUUAAAGACAGUGAAGUGAUAAGGUUACUAACUAAAGCAUUGCUCGCUAAUGAUUCUCUUAUAUUAAAAAGUAAGAAUAUGAGCUUGAAUUUCGAUUGUGAACAUAAAACCAGUUUAGUAAAUACGUUGACAGAAGUUGUACAAACUUAUGUGUCAUAGGAUAGUUAAGAAAUGUUUUGUUAAUAAGAAAAAUAACAUUUUUGUUAUGGAAUACGAAAAGAUUAAUACACGCAUUAAAAGAAAAUCUA
This is a messenger RNA of Helicoverpa armigera (cotton bollworm), 6067 nucleotides long. RefSeq names its product nucleolar pre-ribosomal-associated protein 1. NCBI's taxonomy places the organism in Eukaryota, Metazoa, Arthropoda, Insecta, Lepidoptera, Noctuidae. The record is from RefSeq and is a predicted model, not a curated record. The transcript is spliced from 3 exons. The coding region runs from base 36 to 5978 and encodes 1980 amino acids. Gene Ontology annotation, biological process: maturation of LSU-rRNA from tricistronic rRNA transcript (SSU-rRNA, 5.8S rRNA, LSU-rRNA); maturation of 5.8S rRNA from tricistronic rRNA transcript (SSU-rRNA, 5.8S rRNA, LSU-rRNA). Gene Ontology annotation, cellular component: nucleolus.